This is a messenger RNA of Arxiozyma heterogenica, 1119 nucleotides long. RefSeq names its product methionine aminopeptidase MAP1 (gene MAP1). Bases 1 to 1119 code for a protein of 372 amino acids. Gene Ontology annotation, cellular component: cytosol. Lineage: Eukaryota; Fungi; Ascomycota; Saccharomycetes; Saccharomycetales; Saccharomycetaceae. The transcript has a single exon. Gene Ontology annotation, molecular function: metalloaminopeptidase activity. The record is from RefSeq and is a predicted model, not a curated record. Gene Ontology annotation, biological process: proteolysis.
AUGACUACUAAGGUGUAUUGUGCAGGGUUGCAGUGUGGUAAAGAAACUGAUUCCCAACUAAAAUGCCCAAUUUGUUUAAAAAAUGGUAUAAUACAAAUCUUUUGUGAUGAAACUUGUUACAAAAAUAAUUAUAAAGCCCACAAAGCUUUACAUUAUAAGAGUGAUGAUGAUCAUUCUCCAUAUGACCCAUUCCCCAAAUUCAAAUACACUGGUCCUUUAAGACCACACUAUCCGUUGACCCCUAAAAGAGAGGUCCCUGAUGAUAUUCCUAAACCUGAUUGGUCUCAAAAUGGUCUACCUAUCGAGGAACAAAGAAACGAUCGUUUAAGCUCAAUCCCCAUCUAUAAGAAAGACGAAAUUAAAAAAAUCAGAAAAGCUUGUAUGCUGGGAAGAGAAGUCCUUGAUAUUGCAGCAGCAGCUAUUAGACCAGGUAUUACCACGGACGAGUUGGAUGAAAUCGUCCAUAAUGAAACUAUUAAGAGAAAAGCUUAUCCCUCUCCCUUGAAUUAUUAUAAUUUCCCCAAGUCUGUCUGUACCUCUAUUAAUGAAACUAUCUGCCAUGGUAUCCCAGACAAAACUGUCUUGAAAGAAGGUGAUAUCAUUAACCUUGAUGUCUCUCUUUACUAUCAAGGAUUCCAUGCCGAUUUAAACGAAACCUAUUAUGUUGGUGAAAAGAUAGAUAAAGAGGCCAUCAAUACAGUGGAAACUGCAAGAGAAUGUUUGAAGAUUGCUAUCAAACAAUGUAAACCUGGUACCACAUUCCAGUCUCUUGGUGACUUUAUUGAAAAACAUGCCACUCAAAAUAAGACUUCUGUUGUCAAGACAUACUGUGGUCAUGGUGUAGGUAAAUUCUUCCACUGCCAACCAAGUAUCCCACAUUAUGCAAACAACAGAACUCCAGGGGUCAUGAAACCAGGUAUGGUUUUCACUAUUGAACCAAUGAUCAACGAAGGCACAUGGAGAGACGUCACUUGGCCUGAUGAUUGGACUUCUACUACUCAAGAUGGUAAAAGAUCUGCACAAUUUGAACACACCCUUUUGGUUACUGAACAUGGUGUCGAAAUCUUAACUGCCAGAAACAAGAAAUCUCCAGGUGGUCCAAGACAAAGAAUUAAAUAA